Molecule: messenger RNA, 438 nt
Organism: Acaulospora colombiana
Lineage: Eukaryota; Fungi; Glomeromycota; Glomeromycetes; Diversisporales; Acaulosporaceae
Source: the annotation of a GenBank genome assembly
AUGCAUAGUACGCGUUCCAAACAAUGGCCUACGCGUGCCAAGGAAAAGCCGAGACAAACCGAUAGAGUCAUUUCACCUGAGUCGAUAUUUCAUUGGUUGAAAAAUGAUCUUGGAUAUCGUCACAAACGCAACUUGUUUAAUGACUUGCCGGAAAAGGAAUUGUCCAUAGAGGAAAUUCAAAAAAAUCUAAGUCAACCCACAAAAUCUCAUCAAACAAGACGUCACAAGGAGACACCGAAUGAAGUGAACUAUGUGACUCACAAAGCAAUAUUAGAUAAAAAGAUGGCGCAAAUUAUGACAAUUUUUGAGGAAGAAGAGAUACAGACUGAACAACUGAUCUCUAGAAUUUCGGAUAUAGGUCGUUUGAAAGCAUUGAAAAUGAGUACCGGAGACGCUGUGAAGGCUUCAUUAGGAAAAAAGGAUCUAAGAACGACAUAA